AGUGCAUUGUGGGCCGCGUAGUUCCGGUCGGGCCGCGGCGGGCGGCGGGCGGCGAGAGGCCGCGGUUGGCCUUGUGGGAGCUGUAGUUCGACGGGGGCCCCCCGCGGGUGAGCGGGGCCCCACCGGGAGGCCGCCCCCGCCAUGCCGGGCUUCACCUGCUGCGUGCCGGGCUGCUACAACAACUCGCACCGCGACAAGGCGCUGCACUUCUACACCUUCCCCAAGGACGAGGAGCUGCGACGGCUCUGGCUGAAGAACGUCUCCCGGGCGGGCGUCAGCGGCUGCUUCAGCACCUUCCAGCCCACCACGGGCCACCGCGUUUGCAGCGAGCACUUCCAGGGCGGCCGCAAGUCCUACCUAGUGCGGGUCCCCACCAUCUUCCCACUGCGCGGCGUCAACGAGCGGAAGGCACAGCGGGCCGCCCGCCGCCCCCGCCCCGCCGCCGCCGCCGCCCCCCCCGCCGCCGCGCCUGCCGCCACCGCCCCGCAGGCCGCCCCGCCCGCCGCCGCCGCCGCUGGAGAGGUCCCCGCGGCAGGCGCGAGUGAGGACGUGAAGCCCAUCGACCUGACGGUGCAAGUGGAGCUCGGGCCCGGGGCGAGCGGCGGGCCCGGCCCCGUGAGGCUGCCAGCGGCGGGGGAGGAGGGCCCGGCAGAGGGCGGCCCCCCCGACCACUCGUACUCGCUGUCGUCGGGCACCACGUCGGAGGAGCUGCUGAGGAAGCUGAACGAGCAGCGCGACAUCAUUGCGCUGCUGGAGGUGAAGAUGAAGGAGAUGAAGGGCAGCAUCCGCCGCCUGCGCCUGGCCGAGGCCCAGCUCCGGGAGGAGAUCCGCGAGAAGGACCGGCUGCUCCACGCCGCCAGCGCCGGAACACGCAAGCGUCACGGCCUCUGAGGGCCGCGGGGCCCGGCCCGGGGCUCUCCUGCCGCCCGGGCUGCGUUGGGGUGGGAUGCGGCCCCGCAGCUCUGGCUGCCCGGGCCCCCCAGCUCCCGUCGAAGCAGGCCCCGCGCCGUCAGCUUCCCCUGCCUGGACAGGGCAGCCUCUGACAGCUUGAUGCUGAGCCCCGUUACCCACCCGAUGUCACCCCAGAGCCAGACUGUGAGUGCUCGCCAGUGUCCCGUCUGCACCGGGCCCGUCAGCACCUUCUUUGUGCCAGCACUUCUUUUGGUGCGAUGGGACCCGUGUCACCACGGAGUGGACGCAGGGUAUCAGUUUUCAGCUAAUAAACUCGCUCUAUGCUAAGUGAGGUAGCAGCAACACUACCCCUGGAGAAGGCGUGUCUGACAGCGUGCUGGCGCUGUGCCCUUUGUAAGAACAAACAGCGAUGUCGUCUGUGGCCUCGCUUAGCAGAGGCAUGAGGAAAGCUUUAGAAACCCUCUCAGGGUGAUGUGUUUCUUCAGUAAAUUACUGAUGCCGUGACAGACUGCUGUUUCUAGUGUGAAAAAAUGCCCAGACUAAGGAGUGCUCUUGUACUACAUAGUUUUUGCUUUCUCCACAGUACUUACAUAUUUGUUACAGAUGUCUUGAUGCGCUCAACACUAGUAAGGAUUACAAUCUGGUGCAAAGCACCCGAUGGCAUUUGAUGGUUGUAGUUUAUCUCAUUGGCUUAAGAACUCCCUGUAAUGAAACAGAGGCUUUGUAACACGUCGGAAUUUAAAUCCUUGGCUUUCGUUCAGAGAACCAGGAUGAAACGGAAUUGAAGCAAGUUUAUCUGCAGUUAUUGACAAACCUUUGCUGUCUAAUCCUAAACUAGUUGGCAUGACUAAUAACCUGUACAUUAGGCAACACCUUACUGAAACGUGCUUGCGUGUUCUAAACCAAGAUUUAAGAGUAUUGUAACAAAUCUACGUCAAAUGACUGUGUCGUUUCUGUCACUAGCCAGCAGUAGUCCCCUCACUUUUCAGCAACAGGAAACCAAAUCAACGUUGGCUAGAAAGACAAGGGAGUGAGGGUAGCAAGGCUACUGAAUGUGUACUUCCAGGUUAGCCGGUGGAACAGAUACCUCAGUGCUGAGGAGAAGGAAGAAGAGGGUAUCUAGUGCACCUGCGUAGCUCUGUGGCGAUGCAUGCAUAGGAGGUACGGCUUUGAUAGCAAUGGAUGAUGAAAACAAAAGGCAGUUCACCACAGUGUGCCCAUAAUUACAUUUGAGGGAGGAAUGCCCAAGUGUCUUCUGGGUCUGUGAGGUCCUUCCAGAAUCAGAGUGCAUUACGCUCAGUAGAUUGGGAUGUCAGUUUUACUAAAUUUUAUAGAAGAAUUUUCUAAAUGUAAAAAUUAUCUUUAGUUUGAAAACAUUGUAACCUUUGUAACACUGGCUCAUGUUGCUUGACAACUCUCCAUUUGGAUAUUCUGUAUGACCAAACAAAAGGGCGCUGUGGGAUUUCAUAGAAUCACUAGGUUGGAAGGGACCCACUGGGUCAUCAAGUCCAACCAAUUUGUUAGCUGAAGGUUUAUCUGUUGAUCUUGUAGCCCUUUCAGCUAAAGGCAUUGGUGUCACAGCUUGGUAUGUGAUGCAUGGGUCAUGUUUCUGUUAAAGUGUACUGAGUUCGAUGGUCAACUGUAGGGAUACUACAGGUCUAUUCAUGUACUAAGUAUUUUCCAUUCUUUCAUUUUAAUUUAUUUUCUCCAAUUCUAUAUGUAGCUCUUAACUUCAGCUCCGUGGUAAACUGAUUUUCUUGUGAGUCAAGCAAGCAGCAAUGUUUUUGUUUGGUUGGUUUGGUUUUUCUUUUGUAGGGAAAGCAGAUACCUGCUACGCCAUCUGAUUUAACGUAUAUAAUUGGUCCAGCAGAUUUAUAUCCUCUCAUCAAGACAAUAGGCAGCACAAUGUCUCUCCUUACAAAUGAGACUGGUUGUGCAUCCUAGCUUCUUGAGAACGUGUGUUGUAACAGUCAUGGUACUUUUUCUACCAUUGGAAUGCACUUCAGGACGUUCAGCCAUUCGGCCUGCUGGACUGGUUAACUGCUGGACUCUGACUUCUCCAGGUUACACUGAGGUGCUAACACGCUUAAUUUUAAUAAAGUAUAUUUUGUUUU
This is a messenger RNA of Cuculus canorus (common cuckoo), 3026 nucleotides long. It is a transcript of the gene THAP11, whose product is annotated as THAP domain containing 11. Gene Ontology annotation, molecular function: RNA polymerase II cis-regulatory region sequence-specific DNA binding. Gene Ontology annotation, biological process: regulation of transcription by RNA polymerase II. The coding region runs from base 142 to 891 and encodes 249 amino acids. NCBI's taxonomy places the organism in Eukaryota, Metazoa, Chordata, Aves, Cuculiformes, Cuculidae. The record is from RefSeq and is a predicted model, not a curated record. The transcript has a single exon. Gene Ontology annotation, cellular component: nucleoplasm.